AUGGUGCAACCAAACCACCCCACCUCCGAGUGGUCCAGCUUGCAAGACAUCUUCUACCGCCGCACCGAGCUCUACGCGCUCAACUGGGGCAUCGACAAUCUCGCAGACUAUGUCGUUGCCGCCGCCAGCAACGGCGGUCUCAUCGCCCUCGUGCGCGACCCCACUCGGCUCGUCUCGCUAGGCAAGGCUUCACUGCUGAAGCCCAAGAUCCUCGUCUACACCGCAGCAGGCCAACUCAUCGAAAGCAUACCCUGGGAUCCUUCGCUCAGAAUCAUCGCCCUCGACUUCAACGCGCUCGAGCAGCUCGUCGUCGUCCUCGAGGAAGGAAGCGUCCGUCUAUAUACCCUCCUUUCGCCGUGUCCAGCUUCCGUCGACACUUCCGCUGCGCCCACCACCUCUCGCAAGCGCCCCGUCCCCAUCGAAGCUACGUCGAACUCUUACUACACCCAACACUCGCUCGGCAUCGAAGCCACAGAGACCGGCGUUAUCGAUGCUCGCGUAUGGCCAGGCGGCGUCGUCGCUUUCGUCGGUGCGCGUCGCUUCGUCGAAUGGCGCUUCCCCGGCCUCGACCUCGACGCGGAGCAAGGAGAUUAUGCAGGAGCCGUUAGCCUCAGCGGCGGAGGCGAGUAUGGCUUUGUGCUUCCCUCCUUCGACGACGAUACCGUUCAGAUCCCCACUCCGGAGCUGCUUCCGCCAUUCGACCAGUCCAAUUCCAAUUCGCCACAGUCGUCCUCGCUCCCUUCAUCUUGGGCAGUGCUUCCUCCCAAUGUCUCGCAGUCGGGGCUUACCACCGUUCUCAUCGCGCAAGGCCAGACUCUGCUCUCGCUCACCCGCUCCGCAGCCGGUCCCUCUUCAAUAGACACUGCAUGCCAGGACAUGCGCCUCUCCCGCGGGCCUUUCCACGUCGUCCGUCCUUCGCCCAACGGCAAGCUCCUCGCUCUCAUGACCGCCGACCUCGUCCUCUGGGUCGUCAGCUCAGACUUCUCCAGAAGUCUCAGUGAAUUCGACAUUCGUGCCUCCGAAGCAUACAAGGAUGCCUCCCUCGUCGACGAUCCUUUCCAGUCCCUCAAUCCUUCCGCUACAAGCUCGGGAAAAGGUGGCAUCGGCGGCAGUGGCGUGCGCUCGGUACAGUGGUGUGGCAACAACACGCUCGCGCUGGCGUUCAACGACGAGGUCGUCAUGGUCGGGCCGUUCGGAGACUCGAUCCGCUAUCCCUAUGCCGGUCCCACCCACUUGAUCACCGAGGUCGAUGGCCUGCGCAUCAUCGCCUCUGAUCGACACGAGUUCCUCCAGAAGGUCUCGGACGUCUCGGCACGCGUCUUCCAGCCCGGUUCCAACGAUCCAGCCGCGCUCCUCUUCGAGGCGGCCGAACAGUUCAGCGCCAAGAGCAGCCGCGCAGACGAGGGCAUCCGCGCCAUCCGCUCCAGUCUGCCGGACGCCGUCGACACCUGCCUUCGCGCCGCCGCGUACGAAUGGGACCUCUCGUGGCAGAGGCGCCUUCUCAAAGCCGCCUCGUUCGGCAAAAGCUUCAUCGAGCUCUACGAUCCUACCGCCUUCGUCGACAUGGCUCGCACUCUGCGCGUUCUCAACGCCGCACGCAACUACCAGAUCGGCAUCCCAAUCUCGUACGAGCAAUACACUGCUGCGGGUCCCACCGCCCUGCUCUCGCGACUCACGGCUCAGAACCACCACUUUCUCUCGCUCAAGAUCGCCCGCUUCCUGCACAUUCGUCCCGAUCCCAUCCUCAAGCACUGGGCCAGAGCCAAGAUCGCCAGAACCAAGCCGGCUUUGGGUGGCUCGUCCUCGGCUGCUGCUGCUUCCGCUGAGGAGCGCUUGUGCGCAGAUAUCGUACGCAAGUUCAGCAUCGCCACGUCGUUGGUCGAGCGCGUAGGUGAGCUGGGCGGGCCCGAAGACGAUAGCCUUGUCUCUGCCGGCCCAGCCGACGCCGCGCCCGCCUCAAAGGGCGCAGGCUCUGAGGACGCCAACCGGGUGGCCUCGGUGAGCUUUGCCGAGGUCGCCUGGACCGCAUGGAAGGCUGGCCGACGUGAUCUCGCCACGCGCCUGCUCGAUCACGAGGCGCGGGCAAUCGACCAAGUGCCGCUCUUGAUGAACAUGCGCGAAGACAAGCUUGCGCUCGUCAAGGCGAUCGAGUCGGGCGACACGGAUCUGAUCUACCACGUGCUGCUCCGCCUCAAGAACCAGCUGUCUCGCGGCGACUUCUUCCGGAUCGUACAAGCGCCCGUCUCGGAUGCGCUUGUUGCGUUGGGUGCUCAGCCGUCCGCCCAGUCUCGAGGGCGCGCGAAUGCGGAGCUGGCUUCCACACGCCAAUACCUCGCCUUGGCGUCGAACCUGCUCGAGGUGUAUGCGAAGGAGGUCGACCGCGACCUGCUCAGAGACUUUUACUACCAGGACGACCGCAGGACCGACUCGGCCAUCCUCGCGCUCGAAAAGGCCAAUGCGAUGCAAGACGUCUCGGAGACCGAGAUGCCCGACAAGAUCUUCAACCUCAAGACCGCCAUGAAGUUCUUUAGCGAGGACAAAGAAAGAGUGCUCGAGGCCAAGUUGGUGGACGAGCAGAUUCGGCUGCUGGCAUUCCAGCAGGCUCUGGAGAAGGAGGAUGGACACCGUAGCCAGUUUACGGGACUGUCGCUCAACGAGACGAUUCGCCAGCUGCUCUUCCGCAACAUGUCGAAAAAGGCCGACAAGCUGCGAUCCGAUUUUAAAGUGCCGGACAAGAGGUACUGGAACAUCAAGCUCGACACGCUCGCCCAGAGCAAAGACUGGGAUGGUCUGUGGAGCUUUGCCAACUCGAAGCGCUCGCCCAUCGGAUAUACGCCGUUUGUGGUCAAGCUCGUCGAGCUCAACCACGUGCAGGAGUCGAUGCGCUUCGUGCCAAAGAUCCAGGACAAGUCGGACCGAAAUGCCUUCACGUCGUAUCUCUCCCGACUCCCCAGCCAAAUCGUCGCCAACCAGCUGUCGGAUCGAUUCAACGAGUAG
Moesziomyces antarcticus is the source of this 2997-nucleotide messenger RNA. Its product is annotated as vacuolar assembling/sorting protein VPS16. NCBI's taxonomy places the organism in Eukaryota, Fungi, Basidiomycota, Ustilaginomycetes, Ustilaginales, Ustilaginaceae. Gene Ontology annotation, biological process: vacuole fusion, non-autophagic; intracellular protein transport; endosomal transport. Gene Ontology annotation, molecular function: actin binding. Gene Ontology annotation, cellular component: cytoplasm; HOPS complex; lysosomal membrane. The transcript has 2 exons. The record is from RefSeq and is a predicted model, not a curated record. Bases 1 to 2997 code for a protein of 998 amino acids.